Molecule: messenger RNA, 2023 nt
Organism: Oryza brachyantha (malo sina)
Lineage: Eukaryota; Viridiplantae; Streptophyta; Magnoliopsida; Poales; Poaceae
Exons: 3
Coding region: 1-1179 (392 amino acids)
Source: RefSeq, a predicted model, not a curated record
AUGUCUUUGAUGCAACCCAUCAAGAAGUAUCCACCGCCCCCGUUUCUCUCGGUUGCGCCGCCGCGCCAUCGGCUGCCCUUGCGCCGCCGCGCCAUAGCCAGCGAUCGCCGGCGACCUCGCGCCGGCCUCCGGCACCCUCUUUCUCUUCUCCUCCCCCACCGUCCUUGCCUGUCCGACCUUGUCCAGAGAUGGCGGCACCGCCGCGGGCCCCUUCGCCGGCGCGCGCGCUCGCCUACGGGUGAACGCGCCGCCGUCGAGCGGCCUCACGACGGCUCCCGACCGGAGCAUGGCUCGGCCCGACAAACACGGCGGCGCCUUUUGCCCCCUUUGCUCUCCUCCUCUUCGACCCGGCAUGGCGGCGUCCCGCGGCGGCCGACGUCGGCCACCUUUGGGUGCGCACCGGCGGUGAAGACGGAGGGACGACCGAGCGGCGUCAGCGACGACCGACGGCGGCGAUGGAGGGUACCAGGUCUAAAGAGUCUUCGCCUCAUCUCUUGUAAUGAUGUCUCCAAUGAAGGAUUUGGAGAAGCAAUAAAGAGGUUCCCUCUGCUUGAGGAGCUGGAGCUUUCACUUUGUGAAAAUGUUUUUGGGCAUGAUGUAUUUGAGACUGUUGGGAGAGCAUGCCCGCAGCUGAAGCGCUUCAGACUGAGCGAAUGUGGCUUCUACAGCAUGGAAGAAUAUGAGGACAUCAACGAUGAUGAAGCCAUGGGGAUAGCAUCUAUGACUCAGCUACGCUCCCUCCAGAUUUUCGGUAAUAGCCUCACCAACGCAGGAUUGGAAGACAUCCUUGACAAUUGCCCUCACCUUGAAUCCCUUGACAUACGCCACUGCUUCAACGUCUUCAUGGAUGACACCCUGCAAGCAAAGUGCGCCAGGAUCAAAGCACUCAGGCUUCCUGAUGACUCAACCGAUGACUACGAAUUUCAGAUUGCAAGCCCUGUCUGGGAUGAUUCAGGCAAUUCUUCUGAUGCGAGUGAUGAUCGCAAGGUUCCAAGCCCGGUUUUGGAGGAGUUAGGCAGUUCUUCUGGUGACAUGGAUCAUGAUGAUUACCAGGUUCCCUGUAUUGAGUGUGCUAUAUACUCGGAGGAGAAUGAAUGCCUUGAUGAUGAUAUCAACGAGGAAGAGCUUGAUGAAGAAGGCAGGAUGGUCCUCAAUGCCUUGCGUGCGCUCCUGAUGUGAAUUCCAUCGGCUUGCUGGACCUAGGAAGUUUAAGUGAUUAGAUGCUAUUGUUUUAGCUCAAGUCUCUGCAAGCUCGUGUUAGAGUUUCCAUGUUCCUCAUGUGGUAGUUUGAACCAAUGUUGUCUGAUCGGCCGAUCGGACCUGAUCGCCAUGGCACCGAUCAGGUCGAUCAGGACGAUUAAUCGUCGAUCAGCCCGAUUAAUCGAGGCUGAUCGGUACAGUAGUGCGGUAUAUUUACUGGACCAUAAUAAUAUUUAGUGUGCACCAUAAUAUGCAACAAUAGUGAUAUUAUUUGAGGGUUAGAUGGUACUUACCUUUGAGACCUUUGAGGGAAAGAAACCCUACAAAUAAUGGGCCGACCCAACUAGAAUUCUAAGUGACAAGAUUUUCCAGGCAAACAUCCUGAUCGGCCUGAUCGUUUGGACCAGCUGAUCGGCCGAUUGAUCGUCCCCGACCUAAUCGUUUAGAAUGUCCUGAUCAAGAUUAGGGGACCAAUCAGCCCGAUUAAUCGUGAUUAAUCGUGAUUAAUUCGACGAUCAGAUAACAUUGGUUUGAACCUAGAUAUGAUAUACGUACAUAUAUAGCACUCCAGCACCAGAAGUCUUUUAGUACUAUUGCUUCUGUGAAGCGUAAUGCUUAGACAAUAUAUACUCAACUACUCAGCUUGACUAUUAUUAGAGAGCAAGUUCAAUAGUAUAGCCAACUAUUAGCUUCAAUUUAUCUAUAGUCAAUCUAAUACCUAAUUUAUACAAUAGUUACCUAUAAAACAUUAGUAUAUGGUCUCAGAUGUCAUACAUACACUAUGUUUUGGAGUCUGUGUGUAGCUGGUUAUAAAUUAAUAGCA